CAGCACUACUUUUUAUUACGCAAGCGGAAGAAGAAAAUUAAAAUAUUUAUUUUACUUUUAGUUUUGACAAUAGUUUAAAUAAUAAAAAUAUUUUAAUAACAUACUUUACCUUUUAUGUUUGGUAAAACCCUUUGUCUACGUUUUUCUUUUUGUUAAGGUGUCAUUCCAAAGGAAAUCGUUACAUAUUUUCACGGUUUUGACAGGCAUCUUAAUCAAUGCCAUUCGCUAUCAUUCGUAAACAAACGACAGAUUGAGAGGCCGAGGCGGGAGUGUGGCAUAAACUCAUAGGUCGUCUGGCCAAAUUCCUGAACAGCCUAAACUUGUACUGUGACCGGGGAAGGAGAACUAGAAAUCACAGUGGUGUUUCUAUUUGAAACGUUUGACGCUUACAAACUACAGAAAAUGCCAUAUAGAACAACGAUGACUUUGUUAUGAUAAAGACAGGAUGAUGAUGGAGUGAUGGUUUAAAGAGGCUGUGUUCUCUUUGGAGACGCUUGCGAAGGGAAUGUUACGGUGGACGGUGCACCUGGAAGGAGGGCCGCGGAGGGUGAAUCAUGCUGCUGUUGCCGUCGGGCACAAGGUCUACUCCUUUGGGGGCUACUGUUCAGGAGAGGACUAUGAAACUCUGCGCCAGAUCGACAUUCAUGUGUUUAACGCUGUAUCUCUUCGCUGGACGAAGUUGCCUCCUGUACGAACCUGUGGAAGGGAACAUGCCAGGGAAGUGCCAUACAUGAGAUACGGACACACAGCAGUACUGGUGGACGAUACUAUUUACGUCUGGGGAGGGAGGAAUGACACUGAGGGUGCCUGCAAUGUGCUCUAUGCUUUUGAAGUCAACAAUCACAGAUGGUUCACUCCAAAAAUCACUGGGACAGUUCCGGGAGCAAGAGAUGGCCAUUCAGCUUGUGUCCUGGGAAAGUGCAUGUACAUCUUUGGAGGAUACGAGCAACUUGGAGACUGUUUUUCCAAUGAUAUCCAUAAGCUGGAUACUACAACAAUGGCAUGGUCAUUUAUCAAUGCCAGGGGUACCCCAGCUCGCUGGAGGGAUUUCCACUCUGCUACAAUGAUCGGCAGUAAAAUGUUUGUGUUUGGCGGCAGGGCCGAUCGGUUCGGACCCUUCCAUUCCAAUAAUGAAAUAUACUGCAAUAAAAUGAAAGUGUUUGAUACGGAAACCACCUGCUGGUUAGAUUCUCCAGCCACUCCAAUCCUUCCAGAGGGGAGGCGCAGUCAUUCAGCUUUUUCCUACAGUGGUGAAUUGUAUAUAUUUGGUGGAUACAAUGCACGACUUGACAGACACUUCAGUGAUCUCUGGCAAUUUAAUCCAGAGAGUUUCACCUGGAAGAAGAUAGAGCCCAAAGGGAAAGGUCCAUGUCCACGCAGGAGACAGUGCUGCUGUAUGGUUGGAGAAAAGAUUAUACUUUUUGGAGGCACCAGUCCCAUCAGAGGGACAAGAGGUUGGCAGUCCAACAACUUCCACGAUUAUUGCAACCCGUGUCCAGAACAGGGAAUGGGCGAUGAGUUUAACCUCAUGGAUCAUUCUGACUUCUACAUCCUGGACUUCAGUCCCAGUCUGAAGACAUUAUGCAAACUAGCAGUCAUUCAGUAUAGCCUGGAUCAGUCUGGCCUCCCUCAUGACAUCAGGUGGGAGUUGACAGCUAUGACAACCAACAGUAACAUCAGUCGGCCAAUCUUCUCUUCUCACGGCUGAGCCUGCAACUCCUGCUCAACAAUACGCCAACCAGAAAAAACAGAGGACUUGUGUGGACUUUGGGGUGUAUUCAUGGCAAAAUUGCUGUUCAUGCUUAAUUUUUUUUUUUUUUUUUUAAAGCCCUUUCUAGUUCGUAUAUAUAUAUAUGUGUGUUUGUAUGAAAAGCAAGGAGUGAGGUCUACUAUUAAGGGUAACAGUAGUUCAGUAUGGCAAUGCUUUUUGAACAAAACUGAGUUGACUUUGUGUCUUCUCAUAUAUUAUGUUGAAUUGAAGUUCUAACAGUGUUCUUAACCCAACCCAGUAAAAUUAGCUGAAGUUUAUUUUAUUUUAUUUUAUUUCAUUUAUGUGGGGAUGAACAGAAGAAAUUGAGUUUUCUAACUACAGUGUUUCUGGAAAUAGGCACAAGUCACCCACAUGGAUAACUGACUCAUCCAAUAGACCAGUAUACACAGCGCCUAUAGAAUGCAGACAAGAUACAUAGGAAACAAGGCAAAGGAUCAGUAUGAGAACAUUGCAUUUUGAUUGUAAAGAUAGUGAAAUAAAUAAUAUCAUAGCAAAAUAAAAGGUAUACCUAAAAUGUGCAUCUUUUGCGAUUGCCUGGAAAUGGUACCAAUCCGUCAUGAUUGCGGUGGCCUUUUGUAUUGAUGGUUUUCUUUAUUUUUUCUUGCACGUUUGGUGCUAUUAAUCAACACACCUGCACUAACCCUUUACAUUAUUUCUUUGGUGUCAGAAAUAGUAACAAUUUAAUGAAUACUGUACAUGGGCUGUGUACAGAAGCCCUAGGCACACUCUCUGAGGUGGGGUGUGUUGUCUUCCAUGUUCAUUUAAGGAACAGCAGUAUUCAAUCUACCCUGGUUAUUGAUCUCAAGGGCAGAGUGUUUAGCUUAAUCAAGAAAUAUGCAGACAAACAAAAACAACAUGUGUGUUUUUUUUUUGUUUCUGUUUUUUUCUAAGGAAAUAUGUGAGCAUAUUUAAAGGUUUUGUUUUUGUGCUGUAGUUAAUUAUUACAGUAGUAAUUCAUAAAAAUGGCUUAACAGAUAUUUACACAAGAUGAAACUGUGAACAUGUAUGAUUCCAUAAGAGUCAGGACACAGAUCUGCUUUGAAUACACCUACUUACUUACUGGUUAUAUGCAAAUGCUACCUUCAACCUGUACAUUGCCCUGUUGUAAUACACUUUUAGGGCACAACAUUCUGUACAUCAAGUAAUCUUCUUUUCUAUUGUUUAAUACUGAAUGUGAAAUCCACAGCAGGAAACUUAGGAUUUCUAUUGAGUUAACACAGUGUACUGUAAAUAUUGUACUGUGUUAUGGGACAUUCUUCAAAUGCAUUGUGUAUUUGCUUGGUUUUAGUACUUUUUAGUUAGUUUUCUGAUUCAUGGACAAGGUUUCACACAGUUGGUUAAAUGAGUAUUUUGGUUGAUUUUACUUUAGUUGUCAUUUACCAGCCAUUAUUGCCUUUCAGUAGUUAUCAAGGUAAAUGACUUGCCUGUUGAGCUAGCAAUGAGCCUGUAAACUAAUCUGGCUUUCCGACCCACCUGUUGAAUCCUUGUGUUCUGGGUGAGCAUAAUCUAUUUACUGCAACUGUCUCAUUUAAAACUAUUCUACAUCGUAUGCAUAUGCAGUUUUAUACCAGAACAGCAAUAUUCAAAGAGUCUGUGACCUUUUUUAAAGCAAUAAACAAUACUGCUCACUGAAAGUAAGAACUCAGUGGGAUAAAACAUGUCGGUAUUUUAGGACAAACUGUUUCCGAGUCUAAACUAAUGCCCUAGCAUUGGAUGAGUACGUUAGUGAGAUUUCAUUUGUUCAAGUGCCUUUCUGGUACAAAAGCAAGUAUUGUCAGAUCUUACAAAUAUAUAUUUUCAAUGUGCGUAUUAAAAAUAGAAAAGAAUAAGUCCUUCAUCAAAAUAAUGUUUCAUGACAAUCUCCAUUGCUCCUUUUUCCAAUAUUUUCUACAGCAUUUUAGUUUAUUAACAUCUCAAAACCUGUUAAUUUUUUGUUACGUUUUUUACUUUUGGCACGCGCUAUACUUUUAGGAUUAUGUUAUGUGUUUUGAAAGUGUCAACACACUUAAAGCCUAUAUAAAAGUGAAUUUUGGAGUUUAAAAGACCUUCACAAAUUGCAUGCAUCGAGUCUUCAAAAACAAGUGCUUUUGCUACUAAAAAAGAAAGUUGGGAAAAUAUGAGAAAAUAAAAAAAAAUAAAAAACCAGGAACUAAUGUGAAAGGAAAAAACUAAAGCUUGCACAAGUUCAUGUACAUUUCUUUCAAUUUUGUGUCAAUUUUUGUUCAUGUUACACCAGAAAAUUAGAUUAAUGUCUUUCUCACUGUAUUAUUCAAGGGAAGAUGUUGCGUACAGUGUUUUGUCAUCCCACGCAAAUAUCCUGUGGUUUUGAUAAAUGUAAAUUGUGCUUAGUAUCAAGUAGAUUCUCUUCUAAAUAUUGAACAAACCAUUUCACUGGAAAAACACACUUUUUUCUCUCCAUGAUUAUGCUUCCAAAAUUCCUAAUGUUUAAUAGGUUUUGAUGGAGGUUGGUGACAUACAGUACAGGACAAUACUAUACUAAGUUAUUGACAGAUUCAUCCAUAUCAACCAGGUAGAUCUUGCUCAGUUCUGCAAUUGAUAGUUAAAAUUGUUCUUUAACAUGGAUAGUAAAUAUGAAUGUACUGUAUGAUGAAUGUACAAAGCACAGUGAAAUGCCAUAUGGAGCAUGUGGGUAUAUCCUAGUCAUUUAUGUUUGUUUACUAUUCACAUUUAUUAUAAUUUAAAUGAAAACCGUCUUGGAUUACCUCACUUUGCAAUUAAAUGCAUGGUUUAAUUUCUUUGAUCUGCAUAAAAAAGAGAAAGAAGUGAACAUUAAAGAAUUAGUAGCUAGAAAGUGGUCCAUACAAACCUGGCUAAAUCCUCCUUAAGUUAAACUUGUUCCUCGUCAAUAAAUGUUUGAUGGGUGGGGGAGGGGGGCAGGGUUCAAUGUGGAAUAUCUAAAUAUAGAGAAUGCUUCACAUAAUCAUUUUUACUAUGGUAUAAUAGUGUAUUAAGGCGACUGUGUGACCCUUUUGAGGCCUGUUUUAAGUUCCAGUGGAAAUUUAGUAAAUAAUUUAACUUAACUGGGCACAGUGAAAUUUGAUCAGUUUUCCUAUCUGAUCUGUAACAUUAGUUAAGUGGGAAGCAUCCAUUAAUAGUGAUUUAGUUUUUAUAUAAAUAAUGCCCAGAGAGAUUAUAAGGUAGCCAUGCAAAAAACAAACAUUUUCACUCUCCACUGUAAGAUCUACAAAUUUAGGGAAGUUAUGCCCUCUAUAUCCAAGCAUUUUAUAGAAAUGUGCCAGACAAACAGGUCUGAGCCUCUCUGUAUCAAGGUACAUAAAGUCAUUUAAAAAUUGGCUAGUAGGCCCACGGGACAUACAGUUGUUUUUUAAAAAGUGUAUCAGCCAAGUUGAAACAAGUUUUACAGUGCAAUAUACUAUUUAACUGUAUAAUCAAUAAAAGGAUGCGAUUUACAAUAAAA
Acipenser ruthenus (sterlet) is the source of this 5210-nucleotide messenger RNA. RefSeq names its product kelch domain containing 3 (gene klhdc3). Bases 506 to 1708 code for a protein of 400 amino acids. NCBI's taxonomy places the organism in Eukaryota, Metazoa, Chordata, Actinopteri, Acipenseriformes, Acipenseridae. The record is from RefSeq and is a predicted model, not a curated record. The transcript is spliced from 13 exons. Gene Ontology annotation, cellular component: cytoplasm. Gene Ontology annotation, molecular function: chromatin binding; protein binding.